AUGCAUGAUCUUGCCUUUCUGAUUGAGAUAUUGAAUAGAAUUAAUAAAUUCUGUAUUUGCAAAUCUUCUUCCGUUCCCAAGAGUAUCCAAGAUCGAGAUUUCUUGAUUUCCUGCUUCUUGGAAAAUUUUAUUAAGAUGCUCAUCUAUUCCUAUUGCAAGAAUUGUGAUUUCAGAUUUUGCAAGAUAUUUUCUGGAGAUUCUUCUCGUUAUAUCGAAUGCAUUUAA
Cryphonectria parasitica EP155 is the source of this 225-nucleotide messenger RNA. RefSeq lists its product as uncharacterized. The record is from RefSeq and is a predicted model, not a curated record. Bases 1 to 225 code for a protein of 74 amino acids. NCBI's taxonomy places the organism in Eukaryota, Fungi, Ascomycota, Sordariomycetes, Diaporthales, Cryphonectriaceae. The transcript has a single exon.